Molecule: messenger RNA, 8038 nt
Organism: Meriones unguiculatus (Mongolian gerbil)
Lineage: Eukaryota; Metazoa; Chordata; Mammalia; Rodentia; Muridae
Gene: Otud7b
Product: OTU deubiquitinase 7B
Exons: 13
Coding region: 467-2983 (838 amino acids)
Biological process (GO): protein deubiquitination involved in ubiquitin-dependent protein catabolic process; protein K63-linked deubiquitination; protein K48-linked deubiquitination
Cellular component (GO): cytoplasm; nucleus
Molecular function (GO): cysteine-type deubiquitinase activity; DNA binding; zinc ion binding
Source: RefSeq, a predicted model, not a curated record
AGGGUGUCACCGCCAACCCGCUCCGGCCGGAAACGGGCGCUUGUUUCCGGCCGGACGUUCGAAAGCCACCGAUCCGGAGCCAGCCGCUGGAGUCGGAGUGGCGACCUGGUGUGGAGCCGGCGGAAAGCCACUGGGGAGAGGCCAGCUCCGGUCAGUCCCGGCUUGGCUCCGGAUACAGAUCCUGUGGAGAGCAACAGCCGCGGUCGCAGUGUCCGCCUCCGCCUCCCAUCGUCGUCGGGGGAGGGGCCGCUCGGACCCCGGGGUCACUGCCGAGGAAUGAGGAGAGGCGGCCGGGCCCCGCGCUCCGCCCCGGCCUAGAGCCUUGCCCCGAGAGUCGCGAGGUGCACCAGCCUGUGGAGAAAUCGCAAGACUAUGGCGGGGUUCUGCUCAACAGCUUGUGGUCAGAGCCUGGAUUGUGAUCAAUGUUCUGCUCACAUUCUGCUGCCGGAGAGCACCUGAUGAUCCCAUGACCCUGGACAUGGAUGCUGUCCUGUCGGAUUUUGUUCGUUCCACAGGUGCAGAGCCAGGGCUGGCUCGAGAUCUUCUGGAAGGAAAGAACUGGGAUGUGACUGCUGCCCUAAGUGAUUUUGAACAGCUACGCCAAGUCCAUGCUGGGAACCUGUCCCCACCCUUUAGUGGAGGGAGUAGUUGCCCUAAGACCCCUGAAAAAGGGUGUUUGGAUAGAGAGCUCACUCGCCCCUCUCGACCGGUCCUGCAGAGACAGGAUGACAUCAUUCAAGAAAAACGCCUGUCUAGGGGCAUCUCCCACGCGAGUUCCAGCAUUGUUUCCCUGGCCCGAUCCCAUGUCUCCUCCAAUGGUGGGGGUGGGGGGAGCAGUGAGCACCCCCUGGAAAUGCCCAUCUGUGCCUUCCAGCUUCCAGAUCUCACUGUGUACAAGGAAGACUUCCGCAGCUUCAUAGAGAGAGACCUCAUUGAGCAGUCCAUGCUGGUUGCCUUGGAACAGGCAGGGCGGUUGAAUUGGUGGGUCAGUGUGGACUCCACCUGCCAGAGGCUGCUGCCUUUAGCAACUACUGGAGAUGGGAACUGCCUCCUGCAUGCAGCCUCUCUUGGGAUGUGGGGUUUCCAUGAUAGAGACUUGGUGCUGAGGAAAGCUUUGUAUGCACUAAUGGAGAAGGGUGUCGAGAAGGAAGCAUUGAAAAGGCGCUGGAGGUGGCAGCAAACACAGCAGAAUAAAGAGUCAGGACUGGUGUAUACUGAAGAUGAGUGGCAGAAGGAAUGGAACGAAUUGAUCAAGCUUGCCUCGAGUGAACCCAGAAUGCAUCUAGGUACCAAUGGAGCCAGUGGUGGUGGAGUGGAGAGUUCAGAGGAGCCGGUCUAUGAGAGCCUGGAGGAAUUCCAUGUCUUCGUCCUUGCUCAUGUGCUCAAGAGGCCCAUAGUAGUCGUGGCAGACACCAUGCUGAGGGACUCUGGAGGGGAAGCAUUUGCCCCUAUUCCGUUUGGAGGGAUCUAUCUCCCAUUGGAGGUUCCGGCCAGCCAGUGUCACCGUUCUCCUCUGGUGCUCGCCUAUGAUCAGGCCCACUUUUCUGCGCUUGUGUCAAUGGAGCAGAAGGACAGUGCCAAGGAACAAGCUGUGAUCCCGCUCACAGACUCAGAGCAGAAGCUGUUGCCCCUGCACUUUGCUGUGGACCCAGGAAAGGGCUGGGAGUGGGGCAAAGAUGACAGUGACAAUGUGCGAUUGGCCAGCAUAAUCCUGUCCCUGGAGGUGAAGUUACAUCUGCUGCACAGCUAUAUGAGUGUGAAGUGGAUCCCACUGUCUUCUGACGCACAGGCUCCUUUGGCCCAGCCUGAGUCCCCCACCGCCUCAGCAGGAGAUGAGCCCAGGUCCACUCCUGAGUCUGGGGAAUCAGACAAGGAGUCAGUUGGCAGCAGUUCUACUGGCAAUGAGGGCAGCAGGCGGAAGGAAAAGUCAAAGCGUGACCGGGAGAAGGACAAGAAGAGAGCAGAUUCUGUGGCUAACAAACUGGGCAGCUUUGGCAAAACCUUGGGCAGCAAGCUUAAGAAGAACAUGGGGGGCCUGAUGCAUAGCAAGGGCCCCAAGCCUGGGGGGCUGGGAAGUGGGUCUGCGAUUAGUGGUACGGAGACACUAGAGAAGAAGAAGAAGAACUCACUGAAGAGCUGGAAGGGUGGCAAAGAGGAGGCAGCUGGGGAUGGGCCUGCAUCUGAGAAGCCCUCAUCUGAGUCUCUUGGCAAUGGAGGGAGCAAGUAUAGCCAGGAGGUGAUGCAAAGCCUGAGCAUUAUGAGGAUCGCAAUGCAAGGGGAGGGCAAAUUUAUUUUUGUUGGAACUCUGAAGAUGGGCCACCGACACCAAUAUCAGGAGGAGAUGAUCCAGCGCUACCUUGCAGAUGCGGAGGAGAGAUUCCUGGCGGAGCAGAAGCAGAAGGAGGCUGAGAGGAAGAUCAUGAAUGGAGGGUUAGUUAGUGGUCCUCCUCCAGCCAAAAAGCCAGAGCCAGAUGGUGGGGAGGACCAAUCCAGUGACUCCCCAGCAGAGUCCAAGGCAAUGGCCUUUUCUGCUGGUUACCCUGGGGGCUUUACUAUCCCUCGACCUUCUGGGGGUGGAGUCCACUGCCAGGAGCCCCGGAGGCAGUUGGCAGGGGGUCCGUGUGUAGGGGGCCUUCCACCAUAUGCCACCAUCCCCAGACAGUACCCUCCUGGGCGACCCUACUCCCACCAGGACAGUGUCCCAUCUCUGGAGCCAGGCAAAGAUGGAAUUCACAGGGGGUCCUUGUUACCACCCCAGUUUCGUGUGGCUGAUUCCUAUAGUAAUGGCUACAGAGAGCCCCCGGAGCCAGAUGGAUGGGCUGGAGCUCCGCGGGAACUUCCAACCCAGACCAAAUGCAAACAGCCGAACUGCAGCUUCUAUGGACACCCUGAGACAAACAACUUCUGCUCUUGCUGUUACAGGGAAGAACUGAGGAGGCGGGAACGGGAGCCCGGUGGGGAGCUGCUAGCCCACAGGUUCUGAAUGGGCAGAGCCUUAGCGGGGAGAGGGGCUAAACAAACAAAGUGAAGCCCAACUCUGGCUCAUCAAGACCCAGCCCCUGUGUUGAUGGGGCAAGUGCAGACAUGUUUGUAGGAGCUGGAGUGCUGGCAGGCUGGCAAGAGCAGGCCAGGGCUAGCACUACCUCGAGGGCAGUGCUGCUCCUCUGCAGGCUUGACCUGAGACUGCAAGGGAGAAGGGGGAGACUCUAUCUCAGCCUCGUGUAUCCCAAUCCCAGGGCCCAAGGGAAAGUAGGGGAAUACUUGGGGUAUGUGGGUGGGAGGUGGGUGGACAUCGAGGGGGAGGAACCUGGAAAGAAGGUUCUCAGUCAGUUAAGGAAAAAACAGACCAAAGUUCAUUGCCGAUAGAGAAAAGCACAUGGUUUUGUAGCUGCGAGUCUAGAGUGAUGCUGAGGCACUAAACACAUUGAUUUUGGUUUGAAUUAGGUAGAUAUUAGGGUUGGAUAAGUUCUUUUUCCUUAAAGAUCAAGGCAGUAAUGUGUGUGUUUGGCCUGAUUAGACAAAAAGGGGAGUUUAAAUCCCAGUGAAUGGAAAUAGCAAAGGAGGAAUUUAAGGGGGAUUCUUUCCCAGUGAGUUUAUGUUCUUAUAGAUAGUCACCUGUCAUCCAUUCUAGUUCAGGGGAGACUGCCUGCUGCCUCAUCUUCUCCUCAACAUUUUUGAGGACUAAGCUCAGCUAAGUUAAGAAGUUGUGAUUUAAAAAAAAAAAAAAAGUAUUUUUUUUUAUUUUAAAAGCAAAUUCCCUUUGGGAAAGAGAAGAGUGAUAAGAGCAGCCUUGUAUGUGGAAUUUUCUUCAGAUGAAUGGUUGCAGAGUGAUCUAUUUUUUAACUACUUAGCAAUAACUACACGUGGGUUUGAGUGCACCUGAGAAUGGGUGGAGGAAGGCCAGAUGUUCGGCCAGACUGUUUGAAACAAUACCAAAAACCUAUCUAGAGCACUCUAUCCUUAGCUGCUGCGUUUCCAUAGAAAGCAACUUAUUUUAUUGACUAAUUUUUUUAAAGAAAAAGAAACAUGACCCUGACAAAAAAAAAUUAAAAAUUAAUUAUUCCCCAUCCCCAUCUAAGUGAUUUUUUUUCUUCCUGUCUGCUUCUGGAGAAUGAACUUAAUUAACAUCCUGGCUUCUUUUGUUAAGCCAUAGCUGACCUUAAAUCUGUGGUUAGUUUAUUAAAAUAAUAAAAAUACUUUGUAAGAAGAAUUAUUUUUUAUAUUAGGACUGGUGUUGAAGCAUGGGAAGGGGGCUAGGGGCCAUUUAUAAAGGUAGCUAGAGAAAUAUAUUUUAGUGAACUAUAGCCACAGGCCACAGGUUCGUCCCUGCCUUUGGAUUUCUCCCUUUUCCUGAGCCAGCCCUAUUCUCCAGAGGGGUGGGCAAGGACCCGGCAGUGAGAGCUCCCUUGCAAUUUGCACAAAGCACAAGUCUGGACCAGAGCCAUUUCUAAGAGCUUUAAACCAGAAGACUAUUCCUGCACCAGUUGUCCUUUCUCCUUAUUUUUUUUUUUUCUGGUGAAAAAAUCAUCUAUGCAAUUCUGUACACUUGUGGAUGCAUAUGAAGACGAGUGUGAGUGUGCUUACAUGUCCAGAGUGUUAGCUGGGGCUGUUUCUGUGCUUUGAUUUAUCUCCUGAGGUAUGUCAUUACCCACUAAUGGAAUAUAAUCCCUGCAUUUGAUCUAAGUAACAAAUGGCUCUGUGUGUGCGUGUGUGUGUGUGUGUGUGUGUGUGUUUGUGUUUGUGUUGGGACUCCUGUCUGCAUGUUUCUUUUGCCUAGUCAGGUAAGUGGUCACACUCCUCCUUGGUAUCGAAGCUUGUCAAAACUUCUUUAUGGAAUUACUUGAGGAAGUUUUUUCUCCCUUCAUAAAUUUGAAAGUCACUUCCAAAUCUGCCAAUCUGUUGAUUUAAUAAUUUUCAGUCAUUUUUAGACUUUUUUUUUGUCUGUUUCUUUUUUGUGUAGCCCUCGCUGGACAGCCUGGUACUUGCUAUAUAGGCCAGGCUAGGCUCCAACUCAUAGCAACCCUCCUGCCUCAGUCUUCUGAGUGUUGGGAUCUUGAGCUUUCUUGAGGUUGGAACCUCUGUAAGACAAGCAUUUCUGGCAGGUGCAUAAUGUAACACUCCACUCAGAAAUUGAGAGUGUUGUGGUUUUAGAUAGGAUUCUAUUCUGUAGCCCAGGCUGGCCUCAAUUGUAUGACCCUCUGGCUUCAAGUGUUCCAAGUGCUGGGAUUACAACAAACUAUACUUUAAAGAAAAAAAAUUCAGUAUAUAAACAUGAUAUAAAACCCAAAUUGAACAAAACACCAAAAUCUUAGGCCGUAACAGGAAUGGCAUCAAGGUGGAAGAAGAGCCCUUAGUUGAGCAACUGCGGGGACAAAGCCUGUCUAUUUAAAUUUUGAUGUGUUAACUUUCCCACAGUUUUAAUUUUUUAAAAAUAUCCCAUCAAGAUAGUGUUUAUCUUGAUUUGUGGGGUUUAAGCACUCUCAGUUUUUCUCCCAGUGCUGUGGUGAAUGAAUGCCUUGUGCCUUUUUCUCAUCACCUUAAACUUGUCCCAGUUUUUGAAGUUUGAAAGACACGGGUGAGUCCUUCGCCAGCCGAGCCCCUGCCUCCCUGACACUGCAGACACCGGUGUGCACUACUCAUCCUCCUCCCACGUCCGGGGAUGCCUGCCUAGGGGGUAGGAAUGGAAACAGCCUGGCAGGGGUUCCCUCGAGAGAAAAACCAGGGAAGUUGCUCUCCACUGGGCUGCUGUGUGUGAACUUGCUCUGUUACUAGAUUGUAUUUAACACUCCUGUUUUUAAAAACUGGGGACAAAUGAAGAGAAACAGAAACCUUGUAUCAUGUUUGUUUUUAUUUAUAUGGUACAAAAAUCUUAAUUCUGUUUGUUUUUUCAAAGAAAAAAAAUAAAAAGUUCCAGGGAAAGGGAAGAGCGUUCUAAGAUCAUGUGGAAAAUGGGUCUUAGGCCUUUUAAAUUAGUUCUAAUUGACAGAGUGACUGUUAAGGCAACAACAACAACAGCAAAAGUCUCCAUUAGGAGGAUGAGGGACUUGCACAGAACAGAUUUUUUUUUUUUUUUUUUUUAAAUAAGGGAGAGUGAAUUUUUUUCUUGUAUUUUUUGGGGUCAAAGAGGGGUUGAAUAGGAUAGAGGUAAGGAAUAAUGUCUGGGAAACAAAACAGACUAAGAUUGUCUUGGGUUUUGUUUGUUUGUUUGUUGUUUUGGAAUAGGCAAGCCCAUUGAAUUACUGUGGUGGGGAGCAUUCAAGUGAGUAAAGCCUCCCUUAAGGAGAGCCAUUGGGGGGGUCGGCGACCCCUGUGUCCCUAGAUGAGGUAUGCCUCAUCUCUCAGUCUUACAUUUAAGUGCAAUUACUCUUGUUAAUCCAGGGUAUCUUGGACCCUACUGAAGUUUUAAUAGAGAGGGGGUCUUCAGGGUUCUUAUUUUUCUCCUUUCCACUUAACAUGGUUGCGCUCUCCCUCCUACAUUCUCUGUACAUGCUCAACUCCUAGCAAACGCCACAGAGUGAACACCAGCCUCCCGUCCCUUAACUCAUGCUGGCUCAAUUGAGAAUCGGAAGAUUUUUCCCAUACUUCCUUUUUUAAGUGGUAUAAAUUAUAUCUUCAGUUUUUAAGACGCGAUCUCUUAACACUGAGGGAUGGUGUUAACACUCCAUGCUGUGCCUUAAAAUAGAAGUACCUUCCCUCGCCAUAGAUUUUCAAAGUUCACAGACCAAUAAAGCAAAAAUUACUGUGACUUCAUAUUGUACACUUGGGAAAUUAUCCUGAGCCCAGAGAAUGGAGCCAGCUCUCUGAGACCUGGCUCUUGGCAUUCUUCCUUUCAGUCGCACGUUCAAGGUUCCAGACACUUUUUCUUUCAAUAAAGGAGCAUUUGGGAAAUGAUUGUCUAUGAGUUUACUCAGACACCUGACUGGACUCUGUCCUCUUUUUCCCAAGGAAGCAGUACACAGCCAUAGAGCCAUUGGUGAAAGGACAGAAUUAAAAGCCAUUUUCUGGCCUGGAAACAUGUACCCCAAAUUCUUACAAUUUUCUUCUUUCCCUCCAUCUCAACUGCAGUUUCAAUAAGUCAUACAGGCACUCGGUCUCAUUUUAAAUAUGUUGCAGUUACCAGGGUUAGGGUAUGUUGCCUCCUGGGCUUAAACUGAUUAACAAAAUACUUUCAUGCUUCCAUGUAGAAUUCAUACACCCCCUCCCUCUGUUGGCUACGUGGGUGGGGGGCAGCAGAAAUGAUGGAAGCUGCCUAAGGAGUGGGGUGGGAAGGACCUUGGCCUCUUUCUGUGUUUAUAACUGGAUCUGUGAUUCAUCCUGUGAGUCACUCCACCUUCCUCCUCCAGCUACCCCUCCCAGCAGGCCAUGCUCCUGCCACAAACCUGUAACCAGAGCAGGGAUCCGAAAGUGGAAAAAUGGGAUAUAGCUCCUUGCCUCUCUGUACCCUUUGCAUCCAGUGGAUACCUGCUUUUGUGCUGCAGGUGGUGAGAGUCUUCCUGUUACCCAGCCAGCACCUGCUACCCCUUUCCAUUUCUGUUAGGGGGUCCAGAUCACCUGACUUCUCUCUCCCCAUUUUGACCAUUCCCCUCUACAUUCUGCUGUUCCCAUACCUCGAGACAUUAAAGAACAAAAUGAGGCUCUUCAGGGAAGAGUGGGGUGAAAAGCAGCUCGUGGGAUGUUAAACUGUUGGAGGCACAGCUCUUCCUAGACUGCUUCCUCAGUACAGUACAUGCUUCAUUCCACACGACACUGAGGUGCGGGGUGGGGUGGUAGGUCAGGGGUGGGGGGUGGGUCACAGCCGCUGGGCCUUCUACAGUUAGCAGUCCCCUUGUUAGCAAGUCCAUAGCUGUCUGCUCCAGGCUGACUGCUCAUGCUAGCUUCACUAUUUCCACAGUUGCAGCCAACAGAAGGCAAUUUGGAAGCUGAGGCUGGAAGGAUGUGUGCUGUGGGGAAGGGAGUAUUGAAUGUCACGGUCCCCACCUAAGGACUGCUGCCUCUGUACAGACUCAAAAACAAUAAAACAGCAGCUCAUUAACACCCA